UUGUGCACCCGCCCUGGGAUGCCGUCCGGUCCCGCAGCCUUUCGACUCUCCACUCGGCACCGCUUAAACUACUUCCCGAGUGGGCGGGGGUACAUUCCAACCCUGAACUAAUGGCUCUCAUUCCCCAUCCCAACUGAUCAUGAAUACCGCCAACAUCUGAAAAUCCAGACAGCUCCUUUCGGCCCAUCACUAGUCUCAGGCUGCUCAUUCUCCCUUCGGGCCCCUGCUGUUCACGGACUGUGAACCACACACACACUGAGCUACUCUAAACGCCAUCACUUUAUCACCGAUCAAACUAAAUUCAACAGCGCCCGGACUUUGAACCCGGAGAACCACACCGGUCCGACCAGUGAAGCGGGUGGGGAGACUGAGGCACUCACGUUAUUGUGUGGAACUUUCCCAGCUCACUCUGUUUCAUUGGAUCUGGGAGGCUUUGAACGUGAAUCCUCGUGAUCAGAGUGAUUGAGAGAGGCAUCAGUCACUGCAGAGACCUUCUGUGAAACUACACCUUUUCCGAGAAGGGGACGGAACGAGGACUGGAACACUGAGUUCGAAGCCAAAACAACAGAACGAUAACAACUUGCAAAUAACCCAACUGUCUGAGCAGAGAAGUAUUGAAAGGCAAGAUCCCAAUAAGAGAUUGUGUUUCAAGCAUUGAGCCGUGGAAAUGUCAGAAACAUGCAGGAGUGAAAAUGGAACUCUUUCACCACUUCAUCAAGUUAGAACCUAUGAAGUAUCUGAAGGAGGCAGCAACAAAAAGACAAAGAGGACACUCGAGCCCCCAACCACUCUGCACAUUUGGUGCUGGGAUUACUGGAUUGUCACACAGGCCACACCGUGAGAAACAGCUGUCAAGAAUGGAAGGAGCAAGCUCCAGGCAACAGGAUACUCAGUCUGAGAAUGCCACAUUUUUCACAAUGGAACAGCUCAACAAACUGAAAUCCUUCUUUGAAGAAGGCGGGGUGGAAAAAGUUACCUUUCUGAUACAAGAGAAGUUAUCGGAGCUGGAUGGGACAGAGCUUAACAUCGCAGUGACUGGAGAAACAGGUACAGGAAAAUCCACCUUCAUCAAUGCCAUGAGAGGACUUCGGAACAAUGAUGAUGGAGCUGCUAAAGUUGAUGUCAUUGAAGCUACAAUGAAGCCAACCGCGUACCCACAUCCCAAUCAGUCCAACGUCCGCUACUGGGACCUGCCAGGGAUCGGAUCCACAAAAUUUCCAGCUGCUACUUAUCUCAAGAAAAUGAAUUUUGAAAGAUAUGAUUUCUUCAUCAUAAUAUCAGCUUGUCGUUUCAAAGAAAAUGAUGCAAAACUUGCUGAAGAGAUUAAACAGCUCAGGAAAAAUUUCUACUUUGUCCGCACUAAGAUUGAUCAAGAUUUUUACUCAAUGAGAAAGGGGGGAAGAAAUAAAAUUAAUGAGAAAGAAAAGCUGGAUGAUAUUCGGAGUAACUGUGUCAACAAUUUGAGAGAAGCGGGGAUUCGGACCCCACCUGUGUUCCUGAUAUCCAGUUUUGAACAGGAUCGAUAUGAUUUCAAUCGUUUAAAUAAAGCACUUGAAGAUGAUCUGCCAUAUUUAAAGAAAAGUAUCUUUGUUCUGGCCUAUGCAAACACAAGUGUGGAGAUUGUUCAGCGGAAAAGCAAGAUGCUGCAGAAACGUGUUUGGAUGUCGGCAAUAAUUUCGGGAGCUGUAGGAGCAGUCCCCAUUUCUGGUCUCUCCCUUGCUUGUGACAUCACCAUUCUGAUUGAGGAAAUAAUCUAUUUUCGUAAACACCUGGGUCUGGAUGAAGCUUCUCUUCAAAGACUGGCCAACAUCACAGAAAAACCUGUUAAAGAGCUUAAGGCCGUUGUUAACCCUCUUCUGCUGGGGAUAAUAAAUAAAGAUAUAAUUAAAAGGUUAGGUUGGGGUGCUACAUCUGUUGCCGUUUCAGCUUUGGAAGUUGGUGUUAACUUCAUCCCUAUCAUUGGUUCCAUCUUUGGAGCAGGAUCAUCCUUUCUCAUGACCUACAGAAUGCUGACCGAUGCACUGAAGGACCUUACAGAGAGUGCAGAGAGGGUGGUGAAGGUCGCAUAUGGCAUUGAUUAACUGGUCAGCACCAACAUCAACACAAUGAGCUCAUGUUAUACUGCGGUAAAAAUAUUCAUUCAGCCUGUCACUGAACCCUGCUGUAAUUCUACAUGAUAACUUUCCCGUUUGCUGCUUUCCUUCUGAAAUAUUGCUUAUCCAUUUCUGAGGAACACUUGUGCCUGACCGAGGGAGCGCGACUCUGUUAAAGACAUGAAACAGAUGGAUAUAAAUGACAUGUGACCCUAAUUUGAAGAGGAGCUGAGAAGUUAUCUCCAGGUGUCUGAAUGAUGCUCACUCGUCAAUCAAUAGCUCUGGGGCAGACUGUUUGGAAAUUAUAAUGUCACAGUGUAUGCAUUAUUGCUGUGUACAAACUGGUGUUUGCGUUUUCCCAUCAAUAUCUAUAAAGAUCUGAUUGUGACAUCAUAAAAAGGGCAAUGGAAAGGCAUUGCAAGAAAUUACAGUAUCAGAUGAAACAGCAGCCAGAGAUACGACUGAGUUGCAGUCAGGAAUGAAAGUGAGCUGGAACAAAAUCUCAGCAUCUAAAGAGGAAAGAGCCUGACCAAUCAGAUUGUGUAACCGUUGUGGCAAAAGAACACAUACACCAGACCAGUCCUGACGAAGGGCCUCGGCCCAAAACAUCGACAGUGCAUCUCCCUAUAGAUGCUGCCUGGCCUGCUGUGUUCCACCAGCAUUUUGUGUGUGUUGCUUGAACUUCCAGCAUCUGCAGAUUUCCUCGUGUUUACACCAGAACAUUUCAGGUUUAAAGGGGAAACUUGCAGAAAAUACAACAAUGUAGGUCACAGAGCAUGUGCGGCAGACAAAAGUAAAUAGCAGUGUUCAAGCAUGGCAUUGGAAAACUCAAACUUAUCAACAGUAAAAUAGUGUUAACUGAAAAUGAAACACCCACAUUUUAUAGAGCUCAUCUGGUUCCUUCUACCAUCAGUGAUACAGUAGCCAGUGAGCUAGAUCAGCUGGAGGCUAAAUAAUUAUUUUCAAGAUUGUGUGGAGCCCAUCGGCAAUAGCAAUGUUCACAUUAGCCAAGAAGAAUGAGUCUAACAGGAUCAGUGUUGAUUUUAAGGUCACCACCAACCCAGUCCUGAAAGUAGAUCAAUGCCCUUUCCCCAGGACAGAGGAUAUCUUUGCACCCCUUUCUGCAGGGAAGCAUUUCAGCUGUGGGCUUAGCUGAGGCCGACCAACAGAUGGUGACGUCAGACACAGUACUCACACAUUAUGAUCCACCUCGUCCAGUGAAGCUUGCUUUCGUUUCCUUGCCUUAAGGUACAGGUACAGUCAAAUCAACUGAUAUGAGAUAUGUAUGUGAAUGCUCCAUAGCCUUAGUGUUACAUUCCCUGACCCCUGCAGAGAAAAAUAAUGCACAGAUUGACUGAGAGGCCUUGAAUCUGGUUUGGGGAGUAAAAUAGUACAACCACGACCUGUAGGGGAGAGAUUUUACCGUUAUUACUGAUUACCAAGCACUGGUGUCCAUUUUAAAUCCACAGAAGAAUAUUCCACUGACUUCAGCAGCACAAAUGCAAAGAUGUGCUCUGAUUCUUGGAGGACUCAAUUACAAGAUUGAAAUCAAGAAGAUGAUAAAUCAUGCAAAUGCUGAUGGGUGGCCCAGUUUACACUUGGAAAAGGAAUUUCCUAAAAACAAUUUAGAAAAGAGGUCGCUCCCCUUGAUUAAGACAAAGCACACCUGUACUGCAACAUCCAGCUACAGAUGGUUUAGUGGAGAGGUUUGUCCAGAGUCUAAAGACUGCACUGCGAUCAACGUCAGCAGAACACAUCUUUCUAACACUGAAUCUGCUACCGAACACAUGUGGCGGCUCACUAGAUGUUCAAAAGGCAAGAAAUCCAACCAAAAGCAUCACUAAUUACCCCUUUUCUGGAGUAACGUGGUAAAUUUCCACCCCAAAAAAAUGAAGAGACGUGAGGCAAACCAAAUUCGAGGGAUGAACGAUAAUGGUACUUUGCAGAAUUUAGGCGAUGUAAUGAGGCAUGUGGAGAGGAGAAAUUGAGGCAGAGGAGUUUUGAUGCCCAUGCAACUGGCCCGGGUGAAGGUUAGAUCGCACUGGGCACUGAGCCAAUUUGGAGAAGUCAAGAGUGACUUUGGGAUGGGCAGUGAAAUUUGGAUAUGAAGCGAGUCGCCAGACAGCGUGGUCUUGGUUCAGAGUCUUUCACAGCAGAUUUGCCUGAGCCCUAGUGCAAAAUAUGACACACUGUUUGGACAAUUUAAAUGCUGGUCUAGAAAUACUGGAAAGACAGGGUGUCAGGAUCAGAGGUGACAUCCGAUAUCACUCGUUGUCCCCGCAAUGACCACUCCUCUCUCCAUGGUGCUGGGGCUAUGUAGACUGCCCUGGCUGCUGUGCUCUGUACCCACUGAUGUAUUGAACUGAUACUGAGGCUUUGGGUCCACUAUGGGCUGCUGUGGGGAUUGGAGUGAACGAAUCAUUUUGGUUCAGAAUGCUGUUGCUGACUUCUAUUGUUUGAAUGAUCUGUGUUUUUCUCCCUCUCUCUGCACACCAGGUGUUGGUCUUUAUUUGAUUUUAUUAUCACUGGGUUCUUUCGGGCUUCUUGCUUUGCAGUUGUUUGUAAGCAAACAAAUCUCGAUUGUAUGAUUCACACAAACUUU
This is a messenger RNA of Hypanus sabinus (Atlantic stingray), 4695 nucleotides long. Its product is annotated as interferon-inducible GTPase 5-like. Gene Ontology annotation, molecular function: GTPase activity; GTP binding. Gene Ontology annotation, cellular component: membrane. The record is from RefSeq and is a predicted model, not a curated record. The coding region runs from base 693 to 2081 and encodes 462 amino acids. The transcript has 4 exons. NCBI's taxonomy places the organism in Eukaryota, Metazoa, Chordata, Chondrichthyes, Myliobatiformes, Dasyatidae.